Leucoraja erinaceus (little skate) is the source of this 1646-nucleotide messenger RNA. Its product is annotated as centrosome-associated protein 350-like. The record is from RefSeq and is a predicted model, not a curated record. The transcript has 11 exons. Gene Ontology annotation, cellular component: centrosome. Gene Ontology annotation, biological process: microtubule anchoring. Lineage: Eukaryota; Metazoa; Chordata; Chondrichthyes; Rajiformes; Rajidae. Gene Ontology annotation, molecular function: microtubule binding. Bases 72 to 1640 code for a protein of 522 amino acids.
UGGAUGAUUACAAGCCUACAGCCAGCAUUUCGAAGUUGACCACAAAUGAGACAAAGAGAAAGGAGAACCCCAUGACCCAGAGGCUGACUGAGCUGAUGAAGCAACUCCACAAUGAAACUGAGGAGCUAAGUUUCCGCUGCAGGAAGAAUAUUUCGCUGAAAGAAGACUCAUUUUUGGAGCUGAAUAGAUCCCUGGUAUCACCCGAGUCCACAAAACAUCUGGCGAACACUAUGAGCUGGGCAGAUGUGGAGAGCUCAGUGAAUGGGAAAGGAGCUGCUCAAACUUGUGUCACUGACGGAUCACUGAGACAGGAUAAGCCAAUGGAGCAGUGGUCCCUGUUGCCUUCUGAGAGCCAUUAUAGGCAGACAAUGGAAAGCAUUAAGAGCCUGCAUUCGGGGGACCGCAGUGUAAGGCACACACCGAGCAAUUAUUUCAGCAAGUGGGAGGAAACGGGGAGGCCCUUCUUCGGGAAUCAGGACACGUUCAGCCGCUUUACCCUGGAGAUGGCUCACCAGUACCUGAAGGAAGAGGAUCUUCGAGCCAGGCACCAGUCGGCUCUCUUCCGAUUGAGGGAGAAAGCAUUGAAGGAGAAAACCAAGGCCGAGCUGGCCUGGCUCGAGCAGCAGAAAAUACGUCUCUUGGACAAAGGGCAAGAUGAUAAAAGGCCUGCUAUCAUCAGGAAGCAGCGGGAGGUUUUACUGAAGCUACAGAAGGAGAAGGCGGAGAUCAGACACCUCCAGAAUGCCUAUCGGGUUGCCCACGAGGAGAGGAAACUCCUCCUCAAACAGCAGCAGGAGAUCUUUAGGAUUCACCAGUCAACGGCGAACCUGCAACGGCAGCUGAGCUUAUCUGCAACGGGCCCUUGGUUUUCAGGAGUGAAGGACGCAUCGCCACCCACAGCUGACGGUGAGCCCACACUUCUGCCUGGUCCUGAGCCUGACCCGGGUGUGGGCAGCUCUUCCCCUUGGUCGCUCUCAGGGAGUGAGGACAGUGCAGCCACAGACCGACCAGAGGAUGCGCACAGCAAGCUGGAUGAAAGGAUCCUUUUUCAAAGAGAGGAGGAGCUUGUGAGACGGCGGAAGCAGGCCAUGGGCGUGCUGGCAUGGAAGAGACCUUUGGAUAACGAGGAACCGGUUGUUCACCGGACUGAGACGGAGGUUUUGACCACCUGGAGUCCACGGAUCAGGGAGCAAGUUCCCGACGCAUGGGAUCCUUCCACAGAUAAUUUGAAUGUUAAAGAAUGCUCAAAUUCCCCAGAAUCAACAAAGCACAUUGAGAUCAGCAAAGUGGUAACGAGGAGUAUGGAUGAACUAAAUGGAGAGAAGCAGAAUGAGAAACCUGCUGAAACUUUGAAACAGAUCUCUACAGUUCCAGAACCUUCUGAAAAGUUGGCGAUGAAAGCAGCCAAGAUUCAAUCAGAGAAGAAUUUCCUAAUCAAUGAGCCCGCAGCGAGAGGACCCCACAUUUCAUCACUGAGGCAUGAGCUGGCGAGCAGCAAAGAGAUAAUGGGCAGUGUACAGAGUGAACAAAGGAGGCGACAGAGGGAAAAGUUAAAGAUGGAGGAAGCUGAACUGUGCAGGCAACUGGAAGGUUUGCAUGUGCCAAAUGAGUGCAAGUUCUUUGUUGUGACCCUUAACUGAAACCAU